This is a messenger RNA of Daldinia decipiens, 1580 nucleotides long. RefSeq names its product FAD/NAD(P)-binding domain-containing protein. Lineage: Eukaryota; Fungi; Ascomycota; Sordariomycetes; Xylariales; Hypoxylaceae. Gene Ontology annotation, molecular function: FAD binding. The record is from RefSeq and is a predicted model, not a curated record. The coding region runs from base 125 to 1354 and encodes 409 amino acids. The transcript has 2 exons.
CAUAAAGUCUCUGUAGGAAAUCGUUAACCUAGAGGAAAUCGUCAAAAAUUCUUAAUACCUAUCAUUCUCUGCUAUUCGCAACCAGUCAGCCAGUAUACGCGCGAGUCAGUAACACCCUAUAAACAUGGCCCCUCUAAAAAUUCUCGUCUGCGGCGGUGGCAUUGCGGGGCCAGCUCUUGCAUUCUGGCUUAGCCGUAGAGGUCACCACGUGGAAGUCGUCGAGCGCUUCCCGGCUCUUAGGGCGACAGGGGCUCAGAUUGAUCUCCGCGCUCAGGGCAUCGAGGUGGCGAAGCGCAUGGGGCUUCUAGAAGCAAUACGCAAUAUACGUGUUGAUGAAGCCGGUGUAUCCUUUGUAGACUCACAGGGGAGGGUGAAAGGGACAAUUAUGGCCAAUACGUCCGGCAAAGGUGCGCAGUCUCUGACGUCCGAAUAUGAGCUGAUGCGCGGAGAUGUCGUACGCUUACUCUACAAUACAACAAAGGACAACGUAAAGUACAUCUUCGGCAAGACUGUAGAAAGCUUCGAGCAAGACGAAAAACAGGUCAUUGCUCAUUUCUCUGAUGGAUCAUCUGACACCUUCGACCUCCUAGUCGGGGCAGACGGCCAGGGGUCGCGUAUUCGAAAAGCCAUCUUACCGCCUGACACCCCGGAACCUUACCGACGACUUGGCAUACACAUCGCGUAUUGGUUUAUACCUCGCGCAGAAGGAGAUACUAAUAUCCGCAGGACGUACCUAGCUCCUGGUGGCCGUAUGAUAUUCCGCCGGACUCACAACUCCACAGAUACUCAAGUCUAUUUCUUUCUAAAGGACGACUCGCCAGAACUAUCGAGUCUUCCAAGAGCCUCUGUAGAAAAACAAAAGGAAUUUUGGACGCAAAGGUUUUGUGAUGCGGGAUGGCAAACGGACCGAUUUCUCGAAGGGAUGAAGACAACCGAGAACUUCUACUGCCAGGAAGUCGUCCAGGUUUGCACGAACACAUGGUCCAAAGGCCGAGUUGUUCUUCUAGGCGACGCGGCACACUGUGCGUCUCCUUUCAGCGGUAUGGGGACUACAGGUGCUCUCGUCGGCGCCUACAUCCUAGCUGGAGAAAUCGAUCGCAGCCCCGAUGAUCUCCCCCAAGCUUUUGCGAACUACGACCAGAAGCUCCGGCCCUUCGCCAGCGAGAUCCAGAAUAUCAAGCCGGCCCUCGUCCGGUUAGGCAUGCCUGAUUCAUGGUGGGGCGUUAUGAUGAUUCAUUUUAUUGUGGGACUACUCUGCUUUUUUCGUAUUCCUGAACUCAUCACGAGGUUCUCAGGAGAGGAGAAGGGUGGGUGGGAGUUACCAGACUAUCCAGAGCUUAGCCAUUCUCGGUAAGGCCCUGAAAUACGUCAAAUACGAAAAAUCCAAUGGCGAGUCGAGUAUAAGCCCGAAACUUUAACAAUCCCCACUCCAUAUGGAAUCACUAGGGAUACAUAGCUUCUCUGCUCAUUAUGUAUAUUUUUAUUUCUAUUCUCGGAACCUAUUAGCUUAAGUCUGAAUUUGGUCUGGGACUGGUCUUUAUCAGACUAAACCCUUACAUACAUAGGACUCCCUAGCUAAG